UGUGCUUCGACAUAAUUUAUGGAUAACAAUCGCGGCAACACAUAUUCGGUUUUGAACAUUUUGAAAACUUUAAGCUAUUUUCUUUAGGUUUAUGUAUGAUCAUAAUGGAUUCUUCGGAAACGGGUUUUCAUGCAAAUAGGCUUCUUCCUGGAAACAAUCUAGCAGGAACAACUCUAAACUCGCUAAUGGACGAUGGUUACAGUGUCACUUGUGGAAUACAGAUUGAUAACAGGACAAAUUGUUCUCUGACAAAGCCUCAGGCUUAUAUAAAUGGCGGGGUUUUAUCAAUUCCACCUGUUACUAUAUUUCCUGAGACGAGGGAAGCAAUGAUAGCUCGUAAGACUGGCUAUACUGCUACAGGUUCAUACGGGACAGUUUCAUGGCUUAUAGAAUCUACAGAUGACCGUGAACAACGUCGCCUUAUUGUUAUGUGGUGUGCACCAUUUAACCAUGACUUUUACGACAACACCCUUGCUGUAGGUCUCACAAAACCAGGACACAUAGAACAUCCAAAAGGACAAGAUUGCUUCUACAGUAUGUAUGAUAAUAUGGGUAAUGUUUCGGAUGUGGUAAAGUACGACAAAAAGAAGUUUAACCGCGAAAUUUCACAAAUUUCCAUCGAGGACGAUGUUUGUCAUGUAGUCGCCACGAUGGGAUCUAGUCACAAAGCUCAAGUCAAGAUUAUUUUCACACAAAAAUGACUAUUUUCUCUAACAUAUUAUAAUUUGAAUUACAAGAAUAUUUAAAUGAAAAUUAAAGUUUAUAUUGAGUAUUUGUUGAUUUUCCGAAAGGACCUUGAUUGUAUAUAGGAACAUCUUAUGAUUGAAAUCAUUUAAACUUUAUGUAUAAGAGGUCAUUUACUUCAAAUUCCCACGAAUGUAUGGUAAAGUAAACUCAUGUAUCAAUCAUGGUAUAAAGUGUUAAUAUUCACAGUAGAAUUAUGUCAAAAGGAGGUAUAUUUUGUCUUAUAAUAUGUAGAAAAUGAUUAGUUGAUUACCAUGUAGGAACUAUGUAUGUAGUUGUUUAUAUCUAUAUUUAAUUAAGACGAUAAUAUACUGGACCAGAAAUAAUACUUCUAUAUUCAUGACCACCAAGUGCCAUGUGACUAUUGUAUGUUAUGUUUUGUAAAAUGAUGUACUUUGUGUAAGUCUUGAAUACAAUUUCAGUUAUGUUCUUUUCAUGUAAAGUUCUAAAGCUUACAUCUCUAUUUUUAUCAAAAUGACAUUAAAUUAUAUUGUUGACCUACUAUUAUCGUUGAUCAAAUAAUGUUGCUAUUAUAUAUUUUCCUGUAUAUGAUAAUGUAAAAUGCACUUUGAAUAUAUUAUUUCUAUAUUUACAUCUUAAAAAUCAAGACUACGGUACUACUGUGAAUAAAUGAUAAAUUGUUGUUUGACUCUUAAAGUAUUAUGUAACAUGUCAUUUUACGGUACACUUAUAUAAUUAGGUAUGGUAGCUUGAAAUUAAAGGGAAAAAGUCUAGAGCUGUCAAUAUGAAAGCACACUAUUCACUGUGAUUCAUACAUAGUCAA
Messenger RNA from Ruditapes philippinarum (Manila clam), 1528 nucleotides. Its product is annotated as tereporin-Ca1-like. The transcript has a single exon. NCBI's taxonomy places the organism in Eukaryota, Metazoa, Mollusca, Bivalvia, Venerida, Veneridae. Bases 96 to 701 code for a protein of 201 amino acids. The record is from RefSeq and is a predicted model, not a curated record.